AUGUAGCCACAGGUGAUGGAAAAGGGUAAUACGAGUUCUUUCGAAGGCUUCAUCCUGGUGGGCUUCUCUGACCGUCCCCACCUAGAGCUGAUCCUCUUUGUGGUUGUCCUUGUCUUUUAUCUGCUGACUCUUCUUGGCAACAUGACCAUCAUCUUGCUUUCAGCUCUGGAUUCCCGGAUGCACACACCAAUGUAUUUCUUUUUAGCAAACCUCUCAUUCCUGGACAUGUGUUUCACCACAGGCUCCAUCCCUCAGAUGCUCUACAACCUUUGGGGCCCAGAUAAGACCAUCAGCUAUGUGGGUUGUGCCAUCCAGCUGUACUUUGUCCUGGCCCUGGGAGGGGUAGAGUGUGUCCUCCUGGCGGUCAUGGCAUAUGACCGCUACACUGCAGUCUGCAAACCCCUGCACUACACUGUCAUCAUGUACCCACGUCUCUGUGGACAGCUGGCUUCAGGGGCAUGGUUGAGUGGCUUUGGCAAUUCUCUCAUAAUGGCACCCCAGACAUUGAUGCUACCCCGCUGUGGGCACAGACGGGUGGAACACUUUCUCUGUGAGAUGCCAGCACUAAUUGGCAUGGCCUGUGUAGACACCGUGACGCUUGAGGCACUGGCUUUUGCCCUGGCAGUCUUUAUCAUCCUGGCACCACUCAUCCUCACUCUCAUUUCUUACGGUUACAUUGCAGGAGCAGUGCUUAGGAUCAAGUCAGCUGCUGGGCGACAGAAGGCCUUCAGCACUUGCAGCUCCCAUCUAAUUGUUGUCUCUCUCUUCUAUGGUACAAUCAUAUACAUGUACCUCCAGCCAGCAGAUACUUAUUCCCAGGACCAGGGCAAGUUUCUUACCCUUUUCUACACAAUUGUCACUCCCAGUGUUAACCCCCUGAUCUAUGCACUGAGAAAUAAAGAUGUCAAAGAGGCCAUGAAGAAGGUGCUAGGGAAACGGAGUGCAGAAAUAUAGGAAGGGGUGAUUAAAUUUUAGGAUUGUGUUUUGACCCAUCUUCUAUAUAUGUUGUUAGACCUAGCAAAUAAAGGAAUGUUUUGGCAUUGCAGACUGAAGAGACAUUUAAUGAGAUGGGGAAUUCAAUGGUUUAGCUAGGUCAAGAAAGUAUGGGCUGAGAGCAGUGGCUCACGCCUGUAAUCCCAGCACUUUGGGAGGUGGGAGUAUUGCUGCCUGAGUCCAGGCAUUU
Cebus imitator (Panamanian white-faced capuchin) is the source of this 1183-nucleotide messenger RNA. RefSeq names its product putative olfactory receptor 2W6. NCBI's taxonomy places the organism in Eukaryota, Metazoa, Chordata, Mammalia, Primates, Cebidae. Gene Ontology annotation, cellular component: membrane. The record is from RefSeq and is a predicted model, not a curated record. Gene Ontology annotation, biological process: G protein-coupled receptor signaling pathway. Gene Ontology annotation, molecular function: olfactory receptor activity; G protein-coupled receptor activity. The coding region runs from base 16 to 954 and encodes 312 amino acids. The transcript has a single exon.